CGACCUGUAUUCUCUUCUUCCCCUGCAGGUCGACAGCCGGCAUCCAACCUGUAACUUCAUGCUGGAGGUGGAGAGAGACCAGCUGGAGUGCGUGAAGCGACUGAGGGAGGAGGAGGGCGGCGGCGGCGGCGGCCAAAAAGUCGCGGGUUGCAAAGGAACGUGGGACAACAUCGCGUGUUGGGAUCGAGCUGAGAUCGGAGAGACGGUCACCAUCCCCUGUCCUCGAGUCCUCAAGACUCUGUUUGGCAAAAAUGGUAACAUCAGCAGGAACUGCUCGUCUGCCGGAUGGUCGGAGGUUUUCCCAAACAUCAGCAGUGUGUGUGAGUCGGACACGAGCCAGGACAAGCUCGUCUUCUACGUGGUCGUGCAGACGCUCUACACCCUGGGCCACAGUCUGUCUUUGAUCGCCCUCACCACCGGGAGCGCCAUCCUCUACCUGUUCCGGAAGCUCCACUGCACCAGGAACUACAUCCACCUCAACCUCUUCUUCUCCUUCAUCCUGAGAGCCGUGGCCGUGCUGGUCAAGGACGACAUCAUCUUCAACCGAACCUCGCAGUGCUCCAACCAGCCUUCACUGGUGGGAUGUAAAGCCAGCCUGGUGGUGUUCCAGUACUUCAUCAUGGCUAACUUCUUCUGGCUGCUGGUGGAGGGUCUGUACCUCCACACUCUGCUCGUCGUCAUCUUCUCCGAGAACAGACACUUCAUCGUCUACAUGUUCAUCGGCUGGG
This is a messenger RNA of Paralichthys olivaceus (Japanese flounder), 728 nucleotides long. The record is from RefSeq and is a predicted model, not a curated record. NCBI's taxonomy places the organism in Eukaryota, Metazoa, Chordata, Actinopteri, Pleuronectiformes, Paralichthyidae.